CAGUGAAGCCUAUGUGGAAGGUGAGGAGGCGCACCAGCGGAGGUUCGUGGAGUUCCAGUCCGGGCCUUGGUGAGUGUCGUCCGGGCAGCAGCCAUGGUUCAGACGUGCUCAGCGUACGGCUGUAAGAACCGCUACCACAAAGAAAAAGACAUUUCCUUCCACAAGUUUCCUCUGGCGCGGCCAGAUGUUUGUGGUAAAUGGGUGGCAGCGAUGAGGAGAAACAACUUCAAGCCGACAAAGUACAGCAACAUCUGCUCGCAGCACUUCACCAAAGACUGCUUCAAGAGAGAGUGCAACAAUCGGGUCCUGAAGGAGAACGCAGUGCCGUCGCUCUUCACCUUCAACCUCAACAUCAAGUCGGAGUCACUGGAGGAUCCUUUCCCCUCAGAGAUCCACUUCCCUCUGCCUCUCCCUCUAACCUCCGAACCAGCCGUGGAGGAGGAGGACCAGGAGGAGGAGGAGCCUGGGAGGAGCCUGCCCGAGGCCCGGUGCGACACGGUGGCGGUCUCCUGCGAUCACAACUACACAGCAGAAGACUCCGCUCGGCAGAAGAAACGCAUCGAGCAGCUGGAGGACCAGCUGGGCAGCCUGAGGAAGAGGCUGAAGACCAUGCAGCAGAAGUGUCGGCGGCAGGAGAGACAGCUAAAGAGGCUAAAGACGGCGUGUGAGGCGCCGAGGACCGGCCGGGAGCCGCCGGCAGUGUUCGGGGAGGGAUACGUGAUUUUACCAAAACACAUCUACCACACACUCAAAGGCAUCGAGUAACGAGGGACAGAAAGAGGAGAUGUGUAGGCAAACUGAGCACCAGGUUCAGAUCUGCUGCAGGUUCAAUCUCCUGUCUGUCUGUCAGCAGCCAGACGGACUGUUGGAGAGCUGUUGAGCAAGGCAGCAAAGCUCCGAGCUGAGAGCUGACGGACUCACUUGUUCGGAAAUACAAGAUUGUAGGUGGAUACAACAAACUUGCAUAUCAGUUUCUUUUUGUUUGGGCUGCAGUGAAAUUACACAAUCUCACUUUAAAUGCAUAGUUUAACCUUUUUGGUAGUGAUGUGCCAGUGAAGCCUCAUGAACCAUUUUCAUUAUUUUUUUGUGAGUCCACUAGAUGGCGCUCUCUGUUCAACAAAGAGCUGAAAGCACACUCAAUUACUAUUACUUACGCCUUUUUUUAACAGAUUUUAUUGAUUUUUAUCAAAACAAAAAACAUAAACAACAUAUAAGUGCUCUCUAUAUUAACAAAGAUAUU
Molecule: messenger RNA, 1240 nt
Organism: Centropristis striata (black sea bass)
Lineage: Eukaryota; Metazoa; Chordata; Actinopteri; Perciformes; Serranidae
Gene: thap1
Product: THAP domain containing, apoptosis associated protein 1
Exons: 3
Coding region: 94-765 (223 amino acids)
Molecular function (GO): sequence-specific DNA binding
Source: RefSeq, a predicted model, not a curated record